UCGUAUCUCACGCAUCCGAGAGCUGCACCCCUCUCUUUCCCAGCAGUCCAUUCCCCUUGCAUAGCCCUUUCUGGGGACGCCUAUUCUGUCAAGUUCCACGCAGCUGUCGUCGAGAUAUGCCCGUUUUUGUGGUUAGAGACACUUUCGGACGAUUCUUUGAAUAUCUCACCCAUUUCUCCACCGGAUCUCUCGCUUUUCGGGCUCCUCAUGCUAUGGUUCAACAGCAUCUUAAUGGUACCUUUUCCAUCGUCGUCGCUGCUGAACUCGUGGUCAUGUCCGGCUUUUGGUGGAUGAGGGAACUUUUAGGCAGAUUUGUGGAUAUUUCAGGAUCGGGCGCGCAGAUUCUCUCCUCUCAUUUUGCAAGGUACUUGCUUCAUUCCCUUGUGUUGUCAUGUCUCGUAUUGUGGCAUUCCGAGCACCCGUUCUUCGUCGAUGAGUCGUUGUUUCACCCCCUCCCUCAUGACCUUGGGUUCCUGUGUAGUCGAGCCACCUUUGGGUUGACUGGGGACAGUCAAGAUCUCGAGUACCCCUGGGAUGUAGGGUAUGUAAUUUCCCUACCAGGGGAAUUGCUUUGUUUUGCUUGUUUUGCUUCAUUUUCAUUCUAGAUACUU
Molecule: messenger RNA, 611 nt
Organism: Pisolithus orientalis
Lineage: Eukaryota; Fungi; Basidiomycota; Agaricomycetes; Boletales; Pisolithaceae
Exons: 1
Coding region: 117-605 (162 amino acids)
Source: RefSeq, a predicted model, not a curated record